This is a messenger RNA of Micropterus salmoides (largemouth bass), 1862 nucleotides long. It is a transcript of the gene fkbp7, whose product is annotated as FKBP prolyl isomerase 7. Lineage: Eukaryota; Metazoa; Chordata; Actinopteri; Centrarchiformes; Centrarchidae. Bases 1 to 765 code for a protein of 254 amino acids. Gene Ontology annotation, molecular function: peptidyl-prolyl cis-trans isomerase activity; calcium ion binding. The transcript has 5 exons. The record is from RefSeq and is a predicted model, not a curated record.
AUGGCCCUGAGUUUGCACAGGGCACUAAAGGCCUCUGUUAAGCUCUCCACGUCCUUCAGGGUGUUCAGGCGUCACUUUCAGAAGUUGCCACGAAUACACAGCGGCAUGAUGUGGAGGUUAGUAAGUUGCACACUGUGCCUGCUUGUCUCUUCACAGCUCAGUUUAUGGUCUGUUUGGGCGACAGCAGAUGAGCUGGACGGCGAGGUCAAGAUGGAAGUUUUGUUCAAGCCCGAGACGUGCACCCCAAAGAGCAAAAGAGGAGAUCUGAUGAACGCUCAUUACGAUGGGUACCUCGCCAAAGAUGGGUCUCAGUUCUACUGCAGUCGAUCAGACAAAGAUGGACACCCCCAGUGGUUUGUGCUGGGCGUCGGACAAGUCAUCAAGGGCCUUGAUAUAGGGAUGGAAGAUAUGUGUCCUGGAGAGAAGCGGAAAAUAACUGUUCCACCUGCCCUGGCCUUUGGAGAAAAAGGCAAAGGUCCAGUGCCUCCCAAUGCUACGGUGGUGUUUGAGGUGGAGGUCUACUCUGUGUCCAGGGGACCACGCACCAUGGAGGCUUUCAGAAACAUAGACCUUGAUAAAGACAAUAGUCUCACGAAGGCCGAGGUAAAGGAAUACUUGAAAGCGGACUACGAAAAAAGUGGAAAGCCACGUGAUGACGCUUUCUAUGAGAAGAUUAUGGCUGACAUAUUCCGCAAGAAUGACCAAGACAGAGACGGACUGAUCAGUGCAAAGGAGUAUAAUAUUUAUGAACAUGAUGAGCUCUAGUGUUUGAUCUUGGUAAUUAUUUUAGUUUCUGUACUUUGAUCAAUUAGAAAGAAACCAUGAAUAGGUAAGGGGAAAAUCCACCAUCAGAUGUACAUACACUGGGGAUUUUCAGUACUUUCUGGGUGUUAUUUUGUGAUGAAACUUUACUUUUCUGGUCUACUCAUGUUACUCCAACAUGCCUUGUCACUUCUACUUCAGUUAGUGGUUUGCUACUUUCCGUAGAAUGCCUUUUGAGAGUCCCUUGGCACAAAGCUACUGUGGAAGUAGAAAAGUGUAUGUCUUCCUCUCUGUGGUUGGUUUCACCCCAUACGAUUUUCCAGCACCAGUUCAAUGGUGCAAAUAUAGAGAGAAGUCUUGGCUCUUUGAGUCACUGACUCCAAAACCUUACAUCGUUAUUGGUAAUCUUUUUGAAAUGGUUUUGCUAUGAAAUGAAUAGAUUCUGGGUGGAUUUUUCCUUUUUAAAAUGCAGACAGGACAUAGAUGUGUUGAGGUAUUUAAACAGCUUUCCCAGACAGAAAACUAGCAUCUACAUGUUUUGUUUUUUAAAGUUAAAACUGUGCAAGAAAGAACAUCUCCAACGCCUGUGAAAACCUUUGAUUUUUGCGCAAAUACCACUCAAUUUUAGCAUUUGAAUUUUUUUAUUUGUGUCUUAAGUUUUGUCUUUUGGUGAACAUUGAUUCAAUUUGCAGCACAAAGAAGAAACCACAGGAUUGCACCAUGCUGUGGAAUCAGGGGCUUAGAUGUAACAUGUGAGAUUUUAAAAGGUUUAACCAGAAAUGAGAAAGGAACUUAAAUUGUUCAACCUUCCUGUGAAUAUCCUGCCCUCUAAUCUGCAUCAUCAUAUUGAAAAGGUGACUGCAAACACUAUUCUUUUCUUCUUAAAUCCAAUUUAAACCUAAAGCCUUCAAGAAAUCAGAUGUGGCAGUGUUGGAGAAGAGAAGUUUCAACAUGGUUGAUGAUAAAAUGCACAUGUAUGUCAGACAUGUUUACAAGUUUUGUGUAAGUCUUUAUGUGGUCAAACUCAUGACUAUCAUUGUAUCCAGCUGAACAAUUGUUUUUACUAAUGCAAUAAAUAAAUCAGUGUGUGUGGAAAACUC